UUAAAUAAAACUUGAUUUAAAUUACAAAGUUGAAUUUAUCAAUGAAAAUGUAGAAUAAAUUUAUGAUUUCAGACAAACCAACAAGCAAUGAUGGCCGCUACCACCAUCUUCACCCGCGUCCGCCUCGCCACCGCCGCCGACAUCCCCCACAUACACAGCCUCAUCCACCAGCUGGCUGUCUACGAGAACCUCACCCACGAGCUCCAGGCCACCCCUGCUGCCCUCUCCUCCACGCUCUUCCCUGCCGCCGCGCCGCCGCCCUUCACAACGCUCCUCCUCGAGAUCUCCACGUCUCCGUUCACGCCGCCGUCCCAUGACCCGCACUUCACGCCCCUCCUCAAGUCCUUCCACCUCCAGCUCCCCGUCGACGACGGAGAGGAGGAGAUGUUCCGGUGCGGCGGCGGGGCCACCGUGGCCGGAUUCGUGCUGUUUUUCCCAAAGUACUCGACGAUUUUGGCGAAGCCAGGAUUUUAUAUUCAGAAUAUAUUUGUGCGGGAGUGUUAUAGGAGGAUGGGGAUGGGGACUCUGCUUCUUUCGGCUGUGGCGGCGCGGGCGGCGGAGAUGGGCGGAGGGAGGGUGGAGUGGGUGGUGGCGGACUGGAAUGUGGACGCGAUCGCAUUUUAUGAGCGGCUGGGGGCGGAGAUACUGACGGGGAGGAGCCUAUGUAGGCUCACCGGCGAAGCUCUUCAUGCUUAUGCUUAUUUUAAAUUUUGAUCAUCGACUCUUAGUCGUAACUACUAGUGUUGUAUGUUUCUUUUUUAAUGUCGUUUUGUAAUUUUGUAGUAAUUCACUCUACAGCUUUAUUGUUGGAAUUUGAUGUUCUGAAAUCAAGAUA
This is a messenger RNA of Salvia splendens (bonfire salvia), 835 nucleotides long. Its product is annotated as probable acetyltransferase NATA1-like. The transcript has a single exon. Gene Ontology annotation, molecular function: N-acetyltransferase activity. The record is from RefSeq and is a predicted model, not a curated record. Lineage: Eukaryota; Viridiplantae; Streptophyta; Magnoliopsida; Lamiales; Lamiaceae. Bases 88 to 714 code for a protein of 208 amino acids.